Cuscuta campestris is the source of this 933-nucleotide messenger RNA. The record is from the annotation of a GenBank genome assembly. Lineage: Eukaryota; Viridiplantae; Streptophyta; Magnoliopsida; Solanales; Convolvulaceae.
CAACUUUGGGGGUACCCACCACCACUUCCCCCAAAAAUCCUUUCCUCCAAAUAAUCAAACAAACAUGGCCGGAAUCAACCCAGCACACCACUCCAAAGACCUUCAGGCCCUUUCUCCCUCCCAUACUACUAAUAGAGCCGCCCACGACGACGAUCCCCCUGCUGAAGGGCAAAACGGGAACACCCCCUCCACCACCACCAAUAAGAAGCAUCUCGUCAAGAGGAGCUCCAACAAAGACCGGCACAAAAAGGUCGACGGCCGUGGCCGGCGAGUCCGCAUGCCCGCCCUCUGCGCCGCCAGGAUCUUCCAGCUCACCCGCGAACUCGGCCACAAGACCGACGGCGAGACCGUCCAGUGGCUCCUCCAGCAGUCCGAGUCCGCCAUCAUCGCCGCCACCGGUUCCGGGACCAUCCCGGCCUCCGCCCUCUCCGCAGCCGCCGCCGCCGCCCAGCCUUCCGAACAGGGGAACUCUGUUUCCGCCGGACUAGCCGAGUACAGAAACCACUGGGGGACGCCCGCGGGCACGUGGGCGUCCAUACCCGGUUUCAACCCGGUUUUCCCUGGAAACCAAAUCUUGACCUCCAUGCCCAAGUUUGGUUUCCAGAGUUUCACCGAGUUUCCCAAUCCGGGCAGCUUCGGUGCCCAUCACCUGCCCGGAUUGGAGCUCGGGUUGUCCCAGGAAGGGAGGAUCGGGGGUGUUAACUUCCAAACGUUAACCCAAUCCUACCAUCAACAACAACAACAACAACAACAGAUUGGGCAGACUGGGAACAAUCAUCCAAUGAAUCAUCCAAACGAGUCUCAAUCUCAGUAGAGCAAAGUUUUCUUCUUCUUCUUUUUACUUUUGUGUUUAUAUAUAUGUGUUGAGAAUAAUGAUGGGAUCAAAUUUUGAUGAAGUUUUGAGUGUGUUUGUAAUAAUUAGGUAAUGUAUAU